Molecule: messenger RNA, 3976 nt
Organism: Orussus abietinus
Lineage: Eukaryota; Metazoa; Arthropoda; Insecta; Hymenoptera; Orussidae
Exons: 7
Coding region: 374-1231 (285 amino acids)
Source: RefSeq, a predicted model, not a curated record
CAGGGCAGAUAUACGUGCAAUUACCCUGUCAACGGUGGCUGGAAAUCCCUCGGGCUCCGCGGCGCAAGGUUCCGCGCGAUCGACGAGCAUCGGACCGCGCGACUCUCGACCAGUGAAUUCCGAUCGAUCGGGGGUCGAUCCGCCGACGUACUCGCGGUGCGGUGCGCGCUCCCGGAAAGUGCCGAGACUCGUUCGAAUCGCCGCGGGCGAUCCCGACCGGCCAGUCGAACGACGCCCGCGGGGCCGCGUGGACGCAUCCGGAGACCCCGCGCGCGCGCGCCCGAGCGCGCCCGAGCGCGCCGCCAGCGGGGACCAUGUCGGCCUGAUCGCGGAACCCCGUAGACCCGACCGCCUGCCGCCGACCGCCGACGGGAUGACUCGCCACCUGUGGAUGGACGUGGCCCUCGUUCUUGCGCUCGUCGCAGGUGCAAGGUGCUUGCGGGACGUCAGGUUGGAAGUGGUUCCGGAGGCGGUGCAACGCGGUCACGAGGCGAUCCUGAGGUGCCACUACGACCUGGAGGACGCCCCGCUCUACUCCCUCAAGUGGUACCGCGGGACGCACGAGUUCUACCGAUUCUCGCCCAGCGAGACUCCGGCCACCAAGAUCUUCAACAUCACCGGAAUAGACGUCGACCUGACGAACUCGAACGACAGCCAGGUGAUGAUCCGCAACGUCGACUUCGGGCUCUCCGGCAGCUUCAGCUGCGAGGUCACCGCCGACGCCCCGAAGUUCUCCACGGCCUUCGUCUCCAAGACGCUCACCGUAGUGGCUCUCCCGGAGGGCAGGCCCGUCAUCGUAUCGGAGCGCGAGCGCUACGACCCCGGAGACGUGCUGAGGGCGAACUGCAGCUCGCCGCCCUCGAGGCCAUCCACGAGGCUCUCCUUCACGCUGAACAACGUCCCGGUGGGUCAGCCCUCGUCGAAGCAGUUCCAGCGGCACCUCCAGAAACUGGAUCGCAACGAGGCGGCCUCCGGCAACGGGGACACGGGGCCUCACUGGAGCGAGCUCAGCAUCACCCUGGAGCCGUUUCAUUACGUGAACGGUCAGCUGAACCUGCGCUGUAUAGCCGAGAUACCCGGUAUAUACUCUUCGACGAGCGAAGUCCAGCUGGGCACCGGAUUGCGCGAGCCAGUGCCUGAGAGAGUUACGUCGGAGAAUGGCUGUCACCCCAGCGGGAUGGCCUCCCUGACGGUGGUUUGCAUGUGCGCGAUGCACCUGAUGCUGAGAUAGUCGCGGCACGCCCCAUGCUACCCCAAGGAACGAGCCGCCACCCACGGAGAGCGUACUAGUCAAGAUGUAUCGUUGAUCGACAUGGGUUUACGUCACCUUUUACAUUGGUUUACGUUUAACGACCGUUUAGAGGGGUGUAACGCCGUGGAUCGGGGUGUGUGUACUUAGGAACUUUACGGAGUUUUGUAUGUUCCAUUUGUUAUAUUACCCGUUGACGGCGCGACGUCGCGCGGUCGAUGCGCGCCCCGGCGCCACCCGAGGACCGCUUUCCCGAAACCGAGUCGAGUCGCGAGUCGCUUUCUUCGCGACUUCGAGCCGGUGGACGAGUCGCCCGAGCGGACGGUUUUCAUCCGCCGAUGAAGCAUCGCGGAGAACGACGGGUGUUCUUCGAGCGCGUAUCUUUAAAACGGCAAACUCUGUGUACGUUAUUUAUUACCGGGGGUAGAAAUUCGGCAGAGAGUAGGUCAAUCUGGAACCGAUUCGGCCACCGAACGGAAAAAUCGGAUCCGAGGAAUCCCGAGCGCUCGCAGCGGAGGAGCUACGGAUGAUCUCCCUCCGGGAGAAGAGCGUGGGAUAAAAUUGCACAACGUCGGUCGGAGGGAGGUCCCGAAAAUUCGCGACAAGCCUAUUGCCGCUCGUGUAUCCCUCGUGUACGGGUCGCCGCAAUGAGAACGGAUAAGUAAAUUUCUUAGAGAACGAUAAAAGAAAUCUAUGGACAAUGCGAAAUAUAGAAAACAGAGAGGAAAGCGCAUCCAACCGUUUCACUGCCACCUCGCCAAAGUCUCGCGGCAGAUGAUGCCCUCGGUGCCAUUGUACGUUCACCCGACGAGCUGUAAUUCCUCUCCGAGCAAUUUUCCCCCCUUGCAAAUAAAUACGCCUAUAUAUUUAUGUACAGAGUAACGUUCACGAUCCGCCGUCGAUUGACAAAUCGUCGAGAAACACCGGUCGAGCGUUUCGAGUUGCAGCGUCUUCGGGGCGGGUCGGGGGCGGCCGAGAAAGAGCGCCGAGUAGCCUCGGCGAUCGGACGACGAGGAGGCUGCGAAGAAGAGGUCGAAGAAGUCGACGACGCCGGGCCAAGGGACGGAACCGAGGAGGAGCCGAGGGGCGACCCCGGAGGCACCGCCGAGACCCAAUUAGCGGGUUUCCGACUGCACGGGGGAGCGCACCCGGACACAGGGGGCGGUAUCGCGAUUUAACUCCGGUAUCCGGAGCAGUUUGGACCGGAAACUCGGGGCCCUCGACUAGGGAGGAUUCCUGAGACUCCUGGCACCGGGGUCGCCUCCUCGCGGACCGCUGGUCCCGUAGGAAGUGGCGGUUAUCCCGAAUUCAUCGAUCGUCCCCCCGAGCGUCGUCCGACCGCUCCGCAUCCAAGGAAGGCGCUCUCGCGAGGUCGCGACGCCUCGUCAUGGGCAAAUGUCCCCGGAUUUGCCGAAAAAAGAAGAAACGCCCGUCGUCGCUCGCGCCUCCCGACAACCCCGAGGACUCCGACCACGAGACGCCACGCUUUGGGAGAGAUUAGUGUUAUUAGCUGUACCGUAUAGACGUUAUUCGUGAAACGGGCUAACUUAAGAGAUUUAACGUUUAAGCACCCCGCGCGCAAGGAGUCGGAUUUCUCGUUUCCUGGCCGGGUACCGAGGACCUCUCGCGCUCGAACGGGCCGCACCGUUUGCACCUACGCCGCCGACCUCGAGACGUAAUCACAUCGCGAGUAAUUGCUCGCAACUGCGGAAACUGUCGUAAAACCUCGACUACCGGAAGGACUCGCGUUCCGGAGUGCCCGAAACGCGCUCGCGGUUCGCGGUCGUGGAUGCUAACUUUUGAAGAUCGUUGCGGUUGCCCGCUUCGUCGUCUCCUCGAAUAGCCGCAACGGUACAGCGGGUAACCCUGCAGACGGCUAGAGAUCUUUGCAAAUCGCUUACCGUUACGGUGCCAUUUUCCGACUCGAAACAUUUGCCCUUUUUUUUGUCUCAAUACCAGCUCGAUUACGUUUCGAGGUGCUUCCGGAUCGCGACGGGAGAGGCAACGGAAAUUCCCCGAGGUUGAUUUUCCGGGCGCGAAACGGUCCGCAGGGUCUUCCCUGGAUGCUGCCGCGAGACAUCCGCAAAGCCGGAGAACCGAAAAGCCGACGGGAAGCUCGCCGAGGAUUCGACGCGUUUCGAGAGUCCUCUCUCGGCGGCGUUUUGCGUAAGCGUUCCGUAACUGCGAGCGGAUGCCGACCGAUCGAUUCGCGAGAAAGGUUCGUCCUUCUUUUUCUCCUUCCCGGCAUCCGAACGUUGGAUCGUCGAACCGCGGAGGUUCCCGGGGCCGCGAGAAAGAGAGAAGGAGGAAGGGAGCACUUUCCUCGGUGUCCCGCACGUCGCGCGAGCCGGCCGAGGCUUACUACUUUAUUAAUAAUUAACUCUGUCAUUAAGAUUAAUGAGUGUUCCGCGCGAGAGUUCGCAGGAAGGCACCUCGGAGCGGAGGAAGAGCCCCGAAGUAUCGCGACGCCGUCGGCUCGAGUAAUCUCCAGUGCUUUUCGAGAAGCUGCGAACUCGCGUAUUCCUGGCUGUUAGGCGAGGGUCACUUUCGGACUAAUUUCAUUCCUCCUUCUUCCUUUUUUCUCUUGAGCGCGAAAAUGUCAGAGUUUGCCAGGGUUAUUGCAUUUCCCCGUCACCGCGCGACUAAGCUUCUUUUUCAAACAGUUUUUCCGAAGGAAGGGGUACGUCUCCGAGGGCGUUUUGCUGCAAACGCUCGCGAGCGCAUAUA